AUGUCGCCCAGACUCACUCAAGACAUUCAACACCUCUUCACACUCCCCGACUACCAUGCAUACUUCUCGCACCACUCUAGAAACAGCGGGGGCGUUGCCCUCUAUGUUCAUGACAGAUUUUCCUCUCAUGGUAGAGCUGACCUAUCUUUCCAAGAAGAUUUCAUUGAGUCAGUUUUUACUGAAGUAACAAUUAACAACGAGAGCUUACUGAUUGGGCAAUUGUAUAGGCGCCCAAAAAGUAACUUCUCUCUUUUUCUGGAAAAGAUUCAGCUAAUAAUCGAGACUGCCUCUCAAGAAAACAAGAAGUGUCUCAUCAGUGGGGAUUUUAACCUAGACCUCCUCAAGGCCGACUCUGAUAACAAAGUCAGGGAAACCGUCUCCACCCUUAAUUCUAGGCUCUUCUUCUCAGCAGUCACCAAGCCUACUAGAGUUCAAGGAAACUCUGCCUCCUUAAUAGAUCAUAUCUGGACAAAUUUUUUACCAAAAUUGAAAGCAAGUGGGGUUAUAUACUGCAACAUAUCAGAUCAUUUUCCUGUUUUUAGUACUUUUAACCUAGAAUUACAACAUAAUGAACCUAAAACUGAGAAAACACUUUACUAUCGCGACUAUAAAGAAUCCAAUAUAACCAAUUUUAAAAGCCACCUUACAGAAGUAUGUUGGGACCUCGUGUUUGCCUCUCACAAUCCCGAGGUUGCCUAUGACAAUUUCAUUAGUCUUUUUAUCCCCUCCUUUGAAAGAUUUUUCCCAUUAAAAUGUAAGUCACUAAAAUCAAAGUCCUUUAAGAAACCAUACAUUACAUGUGAAAUAAGAAAUUUAAUCAAAGAAAAAAACAAACUUCAAAAGAAAUAUGCAAAGUGGCCACUCUCCUACGGCGAGACAUUUCGGUCUCUUCGCAACCGCUUAAAACUAACAAUUCGGAAGGCAAAGGCAGAUCAUUACAAAAUGAAGCUUGAUCAAAGUGCAGGUGACACUAAGAAGACAUGGCAAAUUCUUAAUGAUGUUCUUCACAGGAAUAAUAAACAAAAAGCUGACAAAGUACUAAUAGAUGAGAAAGAAAUCAAUGACCCAAACGUCAUUACAAAUGAAUUUAACAAAUAUUUUACAAACAUAGGCGAAAAUCUGUCACGAUUAACCCCUAAUGUGGAUGGAGACUUUAAAGAAUUUCUCGGGCCCUCCAACAACAACCACAUGAGCCUGACUCCGAUAACAGACAGAGACAUCAUCAAUGUUGUUAAUGGCCUUAAAACUUCCUCUCCAGGGGACGACUGCAUUCCCAUCAACAUUAUUAAGAAAAUACUUCCUUGCAUUCUCAAGCCCCUGAAACAUGUAAUCACUAAAUCAUUUAGCAUGGGAGUAUUUCCCACGAAACUUAAGAUUGCCAAAGUUCAUCCCAUGUUCAAGACUGGCACCCCUUGCCUUAAUAAUUAUCGCCCAAUUUCCAUACUAACAGCUUUUAGCAAAAUCUUUGAAAAAAAUCAUGUCCAUUAG
Molecule: messenger RNA, 1488 nt
Organism: Penaeus vannamei (Pacific white shrimp)
Lineage: Eukaryota; Metazoa; Arthropoda; Malacostraca; Decapoda; Penaeidae
Source: RefSeq, a predicted model, not a curated record